CUCAAAAGCGGUUUUUACCCUCUUCCCGAAACCACACCUCAUUUGCCUCUCAACUCUCAACUCUCAACUCAACCCCUGGCUUUCCCACACUUCAAGAAGUCGUCGUGUCUUGUAUAAAUACCACAUAAGGUCCUCCUCUUCAUUUCGAAUCUCAAGCUCUCGAACAACAGAACGGUGAAGUAUAAGAAGUGAAACUGAAGAAAACGAGGGAGGAUUGGCGGAAGCAAUCAACAAUGGCGUCGGACAAGGUGGUGGAAACGGUUAUAGUUGGAAACUAUGUGGAGAUGGAGACCGAAGGAAAGCACAAGAACAUCAAAACCAGAUUAUCUAAGUUCUUCUGGCACGGUGGUUCUGUCUAUGAUGCCUGGUUUAGCUGUGCUUCUAAUCAGGUGGCUCAAGUUCUACUCACAUUGCCAUACUCCUUUUCUCAACUGGGGAUGUUAUCUGGAAUACUGCUCCAGCUGUUCUACGGUUUGUUGGGUAGUUGGACAGCAUAUCUCAUUAGCAUUCUAUACGUAGAGUAUAGAACCAGAAAAGAAAGGGAGAAAGUCGACUUCAGGAACCAUGUCAUUCAGUGGUUUGAAGUUCUGGAUGGGCUCCUUGGAAAACACUGGAGGAACGUGGGUCUGGCAUUCAACUGCACAUUUCUUCUGUUUGGAUCUGUUAUUCAACUCAUAGCCUGUGCAAGUAACAUUUAUUACAUAAACGAUAAUCUUGACAAGAGGACCUGGACGUACAUCUUCGGAGCUUGUUGUGCGACUACAGUCUUCAUUCCUUCUUUCCACAACUACAGAAUCUGGUCUUUCCUGGGGUUAGUCAUGACCACUUACACAGCUUGGUAUCUCACUAUCGCUUCCCUUGUUCACGGGCAGAUCGAAGGAGUUAAGCAUUCGGGUCCGACCAAAGUGGUUCUCUACUUCACCGGGGCAACAAACAUUCUUUACACGUUCGGAGGGCAUGCUGUUACUGUAGAGAUCAUGCACGCAAUGUGGAAGCCUCAGAAGUUCAAGGCGAUAUACCUGUUGGCGACGCUUUACGUGCUGACACUGACACUACCGUCGGCCGUCGCUGUGUAUUGGGCGUUCGGAGACAUGCUUCUCAAUCACUCCAACGCUUUUGCUCUGCUCCCAAGAUCGGCUUUCCGAGACAUGGCUGUUGUAUUAAUGCUCAUCCAUCAGUUUAUAACAUUCGGGUUCGCCUGCACGCCUUUGUAUUUCGUGUGGGAAAAGGUGAUAGGGAUGCACGAGUGCAAGAGCCUAUGCAAGCGUGCAGCGGCGAGGUUGCCGGUGGUAAUUCCCAUUUGGUUCUUGGCUAUCAUCUUCCCUUUCUUCGGGCCCAUCAACUCCGCCGUUGGAUCGCUUCUCGUUAGCUUCACAGUUUACAUCAUCCCUGCUCUUGCUCACAUGCUCACCUUCCGAUCAGCAGCAGCUCGAGAGAAUGCAGUGGAGCAACCGCCAAAUUUUGUAGGGAGGUGGGCAGGAAUGUAUUCGAUUAACAUAUUUGUUGUGGUUUGGGUGUUUGUGGUUGGGUUUGGAUUCGGCGGAUGGGCGAGCAUGACCAAUUUCAUCCACCAGAUCGACACCUUCGGAUUAUUCACUAAGUGCUAUCAGUGUCCUCCUCCUCUUCCACCCCCGCCCCCGGCCCAUCCCAUUUACAACACCACUUCAGCUCCUCCUCCCACUGCUCUCCACCAUCAUCACCACCUCCACAGUCCAUGAUUUACAUAUCUUCAUCAGCACGCCUGGCAUUGGAUCCUUCGUCACACCACAGUAAAGCAAAAAACAAGAGAAAGAGAAAGAGAGCAAGCAUGAUCCAUAUCUUCUAUAUACAGUGACCCUCCUGAUCAGCCAAAGAAAGAAAAAGGAAAAAAAAAAAAAAAAAAAGACUUGUUAAUUUGUAG
Messenger RNA from Nelumbo nucifera (sacred lotus), 1900 nucleotides. Its product is annotated as auxin transporter-like protein 2. The record is from RefSeq and is a predicted model, not a curated record. NCBI's taxonomy places the organism in Eukaryota, Viridiplantae, Streptophyta, Magnoliopsida, Proteales, Nelumbonaceae.